AUGGCAAAUAUGAAUGAUAAAUGUCUACUUUCAUCUAUUCAUUCUACAGUUACACCAAGAAAACAAUUUGCACCAACUCUUCCUACAGUUUCUCGUCAACAAUCCGUCAAAAAACAUCCUCAUCGAAGAAAAACAAAUAGUAUACGGUCAAUAACUGUUAUUCAUACAAAAGUUCGACCACAAAUUAACUCUAUUCCUGAAAAUAAAAGCAAAAAUACCAAUGAUAUUGACACAUGGCCUUCGAUCACAGAUCUUAUAAAUGCAAGUCAUCAUCGUCAUAAUGCAACAUCAUUAGCUAAUCCAAGUUUAAAUGAAUGGUCGAAUAAUACAAUACAAUCUGCUGAUAUUAAUCCACGAUAUCGAUCAUUAUCUCAGAUAGAAGAUUUUUUUUAA
Molecule: messenger RNA, 393 nt
Organism: Rotaria sp. Silwood1
Lineage: Eukaryota; Metazoa; Rotifera; Eurotatoria; Philodinida; Philodinidae
Source: the annotation of a GenBank genome assembly